This is a messenger RNA of Corythoichthys intestinalis (scribbled pipefish), 13078 nucleotides long. RefSeq names its product Dmx-like 1 (gene dmxl1). NCBI's taxonomy places the organism in Eukaryota, Metazoa, Chordata, Actinopteri, Syngnathiformes, Syngnathidae. Gene Ontology annotation, biological process: vacuolar acidification. Gene Ontology annotation, molecular function: protein binding. The record is from RefSeq and is a predicted model, not a curated record. Gene Ontology annotation, cellular component: RAVE complex.
CAGUAUCAUCAUGACGCAUCUUCAACAUAGCCUUCUCUGCUGAAGCUUCCUCUUAACUAACCUUGACGAGACGUUGCCCCUUGUUGGGUAACGUUGGAGAAGUAGCAACAUUUGGAGCAAACGUGGGACCUAAAUAUGUGUCAUUUGUGCUGCAAAGCUGCCCAUCCGUCUGGCAGGAAAAGAGCUACCAUGGGCUAUCGCGCUAACGCUAGCUAAGUUAUUGGACCUAAUCGAUACCAAUUCGAACCUCUUGCUCGGACAGCUACACUUGACCCUGAACUUAAUGCUGCUCCGGUGACGAGGCAUUGACAUCGGUUGUUACAUCGACAGGACAUUAUACAAAAUUGUGUCACAACGAAGAGCCUGGCUUAUCAAAUUUUAGGCCACAAAUGAAGAUGAAGACGCUUAUGAGAAAGUAGGAGGACUGAGCAUUCGUCAGGGUCAUGAAUCUUCAUCAGGUCCUCACAGGGGCAGUUAACCCUGGGGACAAUUGUUUCUCUGUAGGAAGCGUCAACAAUGUACCAUUCACGGCAUAUGCAUCUGGCUGUGACGUGGUCAUUUUGGGCAGUGACUUUGAAAGAGUGCAAAUCAUCCCGGGGGCCAAACAUGGAAAUAUUCAGGUGGGGUGUGUGGACUGCUCGCUGCAUGGAGGACAGAUUGCAGCUUCCUAUGGAAGCGUUGUAUGCAUCUUUGAGCCAGUUCAGCAUUCAGAUCAAAAAGACACAUCUAUGACAAAAUUGAACUGCCAAUGGCAGAAGAAUGUCCAGUUUGCUUUGCAGUCUAUGGUGCGCAACCUGGCAUGGCACCCCAAAGGGAGCAUGCUUUUAACGGGCUCCAGUUGCCUGCAGUUAUGGUCUCAUUUUGAUGGUGGAAAAGAUACUGCAGGAGGAAAGCAGCCAGAAAUACAAGAUUGCCAUUGUACUUGGAGUUGUAUUUGGCAAAGCAAAACCGCCUCUCCAGUAAGUUUAAUGAAGUUUUCUCCGGAUGGAGAAUUUUUUGCUACUGCUGGGCAGGAUGACUGCCUAAUUAAGGUGUGGUACAGCACUAGUAAGUGGAAAUCUGGAGGUUUCAGACUUUUCAGCCCUCCAGAAUCAAGUGUCAAAUUUAAGGGAGAGCUAACAUUUUCAUUUGUCUACCUGGCCCAUCCACGUUCUGUUAUUGGCUUCUCUUGGAGGAAGACCAGCAAGUACAUGCAACGGAGCUCAGUGUGUAAUGUCCUACUUACCAGCUGUAAGGACAGUGUUUGUCGGCUCUGGGCUGAGACGAUGUUGCCCGGGGACAGUCUCCUAUCGGGGCACCAUGGUAACCAGCACAGUGAUGCCCAGAGAUCUACCAGCUCUUCCAAAAUCUGCAAUGGAACACUACAGGAACCUUUUUAUCUCGACGUUCCACAAUGCCCGCUCACUGGCGGCCUGCCUCACAACCAAAGCCGGCACUACAACCACAAGAAGGGCAGCAACAACCUUCCCCAUGCCAAUGCGCUGUGUCACUUUCACAUCGCAGCCAGCAUCAACCCUGCCACAGACAUUCCACUUCUUCCCUCCAUAUCAUCCCUGAGUGCUGGGGAGGAUGAGGAGCCUGGAGGUCUUUUCACUGUUCAUUGGCUCAACAACAAAGAGCUUCACUUUACGUUAGCUAUGGAUGUCUUCCUGCAGCAAUUUUGUGGCAGCCUGGAGCAACACAAUGAAUGCUGUCAAGAAGAUCUUGAAAAUGAGGAUAACUUUGAAGAUGAAGAGGGCACCAGGCCAAGGGAGCCUCAAGGAUCUGAUGGCACAGCACCUCAGUUAGCAGCAAUGGAACACCAAGUAGAUGUGCUUUUAGAUGAGUGGAACAAAGGAGCAGACAUGCUGUUCAGCAUUCAUCCCAUGGAUGGCUCCCUAUUGGUCUGGAAUGUGGACUGGCUAGAUGAAUAUCAUCCUGGAAUGUUUAGACAAGCUCAGGUGUCAUUCGUGUCCCGUAUACCUGUGGCAUUUCCUGCAGGGGAUGCCAUCUCCCUCAGUCAGAGUGUCGUCAUGUAUGCUUGCAACAAGAAUGUGGAUUUGGCCAUCCAGCACGGCAGACAACGACCACCUGGGAACACACUGCACCAGACUAAAUCUGUGCUUAUUAGUUAUGGCCGUCAAGGGAAAGCAGCUCCAAGCAGCAGUCUUAGACUGAGCAUUUUCACUCCCAAUGUGCUUAUGAUUUCCAAGCAUGACGAUGGCUCCCUCAACCAAUGGGGUGUGAGUUUUGCGGAGGAUUCCGCAUUUUCCACAGUGUUAAGUGUUUCUCAUAAGUCAAGGUAUUGCGGUCAUCGCUUCCACCUUAAUGACCUUGCCUGCCACUCUGUGCUGCCUCUGCUUCUGACCACCUCACACCACAAUGCUUUGAGGACCCCCGAGGUGGACAGCAUCCUUGCCCCACCAGAAGUCUUCUCUGGUUCCCGCGGCUCACGGCCCAGCCGGUUGUCCCUGGGCGGCGUUUCCCAAGAUCCUAAUGCAAUCUACAGUGAGCUGAUUUUGUGGCGGGUCGACCCCGUGGGGCCACUGUCUCUGUCCGGCGGAGUGUCUGAAUUGGCUAGGAUCAAUUCUCUUCAUUCAUCAGCUUUUGCCAAUGUAGCCUGGCUACCCACACUCAUCCCCAGCAGCUGUUUAGGUGCAUACUGUAACUCCCCAAGCGCCUGCUUUGUCGCAAGUGACGGCCAUUCACUCAGGCUUUAUCAGGCGGUUAUUGAAGCCAAGAAACUCCUCAGCGAGCUCUCCAAUCCUGAGAUAUCCAAAUACGUUGGCGAAGUGUUCAACAUUGUCAGUCAGCAAUCAACUGCUAAACCAGGGUGUAUCAUUGAGCUGGAUGCUGUUACCGACUUUCAGGGAAAGGAGACGCAGCUCCUGCAUGUAUUUGAGGAGGAUCUAAUACUUGGCUGCGAUAGACCAGACAGCUCACAAGAAAUGACGGAUUCAUCUCCUUCUGCCUAUAACAAGCCCACCUUUACUGCAAGUUUUUUUCUUGUGGUUGUUGAAUUAACCCCUAGUGGUCGCUCCCUACUACAAAUGUGGCAUCUUCACCUUGCGGCAAAACCUGUCACCAUGGAUGAGACUUUCUCCCCGCGAAACGCCCCCACAGCUGCUUCAACCAGCCGCUCAGAGUUUAACUUUGAUGCCUUCAGUUCGCCAAUAAUUCAGAAGAGUAAACCCUGCACCUCCAAUCUGCAGAGUGCGUGUCGGCUUGGUCUUGUCACACAGCGGCUCUACAACCAAGAAUUGCCUCUGCCAGUCGGAGUGGAGGCCAUCAGCGUUACACCUGCAGCAGGUCAUCUUAGUGCAUCGUGUUCCCUGCCAGCUGGCCGUGUGCCUUACCUCCUCGCUACUUCCUGUUCUGAUGGAAAGGUGCGUUUCUGGAGGUGUAAUGUCACAGCGUCUGAAACGUCUAGUAAUGACAAGUCUGUGUAUGAGUGGGAAGAGUGGCCUCUCUUCGUAGAAGAGAGGCUUCCCAGUUGCAGUGCUGUGAGUGUGCCAGGUCAUCCCGUUCAAGUCAGUUGCUGUCACACUGGACGGAUGGCGGUUGCCUACAGGCAGACAACACCUGACACACCUCCUAACUUGACACCUCAGCUAAACACUCAAAGGCUUUUGACUUUCCCUCCCGCCCUGGCUUCUUCACCUUAUUUGUACCAGGAGAACAUCAACCAUCAUGUCACGCCAACUGUGACUGUGCAGCACAGUGCAAAUGUGUCUUCUUCCCUAGCAAGUGCCAGAGAACAGUUGGUUUACAUCGGCAUUUUUCAGUGUGAAUCUACGGGAGGUUCACAGUGGAUUCUAGAGCAGACAAUCGUAUUGGAUAAAACUGAUCCAAUCAACACGCCAUCUCCAUGUGGAAACGCGGACUUGUCUUUGCCCAAUGAGCUUUGCCUUAGUUCUGCUCAUAAGAGCUUAGUUCACUUAGACUGGGUCUCCCAAGAAGAUGGGUCACAUGUUCUGACUGUUGGAAUAGGGACAAAAAUUUACAUGUAUGGUCGUCUGUCUGGCAAACCUCCUGAACUUUGCCUGACAUCUGAUGGCAGUCGAGACCAAAGCUUUUCGCGCCUGGUUAUGCUUCGAUCAGUUGACCUAGUCUCUUCUGUUGAAGGCUCGCCGCCCAUCCCAGUCUCCCUCUCCUGGGUGCGCGAUGGCAUCUUGGUAGUAGGUAUGGACUGUGAAAUGCAUGUCUACUCCCAAUGGCAGCCCCCACCACUGCUCAAAGCCAAUGCUGCCAUAGUUCAGGACACAGACAUCUGUAGUAGUGUGUCUUCCAUCGUCUCAGCGGUAAGACAAAGCCAAGAGGAUGGGCCAAAUCUUGGGCCUCCCACAUCCUUCCUGGCUCCUCCUAAAAAGGCCCUAACAAGGUCAAUGAUGAGCCUGGCUCAGAAGCUCAGUGGAAAGAGAACAGUCUAUGACCUUCCCUUGGAGAUGGAGGAUUCUGGACUCUUUGAAGCAGCUCAUCAGCUCUUUCCUACACUGCCUCAGUACCACCCAGUACAAUUGUUGGAGCUCAUGGAUCUCGGGAAAGUUCACCGUGCCAAAGCUAUCCUCUCCCACCUGGUGAAAUGCAUCGCUGGGGAAAUAGUGGCUCUUAAAGACAAUGCUGCUAACCCAGAGAAACGUGUGCGCUCUCGAACGAUCAGUGCGGGAGGAAGCACUGCCAGAGAAAGGAAGAUGUUUGGCAAAGAUGAGAAUUCAACGCCGGACUACACAGAAAUAAGCUCCAUUCCUCCUCUUCCCCUCUAUGCUCUCCUUGCAGCUGAUGAGGACACGCCUCCAAAACCUGAAAAAGUAGGUAGUGUGAGUGGUGACAGCGGCCAUGGAUCCAGUCACACGGAUGCUUACGAUGAGUUAUUUCACACACCAAGCAUUGCGGACUUGGAUCCUAUGGCUCAAGAUGAGCAAGAAGAACCUGGGAACAAGGUAAUUGACUUGUCCCAGUACAGCCCCACAUACUUUGGUCCAGAGCAUGCGCAAGUUCUUUCCAGUCAUCUCCUCCACUCCAGUUUACCAGGCUUAACUCGCAUGGAGCAGAUGUCACUCAUGGCACUCGCUGACACCAUUGCGACCACCAGUACAGAGUUGAAAGACAGCCAGGACCAGAGCAAAGGCGGCGAGACACUGGAUGACUGCGGCCUGAAGUUUUUACUUGCUGUCAGACUGCACACGUUCCUAUCUACCUCUCUGCCGCCAGCCCAUAGAGCACAGCUUCUGCGGCAAGGCCUCUCGACAUGUCAUUAUGCCUGGGCUUUCCAUUCUGAAGCCGAAGAGGAGCUGCUUCAUAUGCUGCCUGCCCUCCAUCAGGGAGAGCCCACCUGGCCUGAGCUACGCUCCAUGGGUGUGGGCUGGUGGCUUAGGAGCACCAACAAGCUUCGCAGAUGCAUUGAAAAGGUUGCCAAGGCCACUUUUCAGAGAAGUAAUGAUCCUUUGGAUGUAGCCAUAUUUUACCUGGCAAUGAAGAAGAAGGCCGUGGUGUGGGGACUGUACAGAUCACAGAAAAAUGCCAAGAUGACUGAAUUUUUCCGCAAUAACUUCAGUGAAGACCGAUGGAGGAAAGCAGCCUUGAAAAAUGCCUUCUCUCUGUUGGGAAAGCAGCGUUUUCAUCAUUCAGCAGCCUUCUUCCUUUUAGCCGGCUCGCUUAAGGAUGCAGUAGAGGUGUGUUUAGAAAAACUGCAGGACCUUCAGCUGGCCCUUGUGAUAUCCAGACUGUAUGAGUCAGAGUUUGAGACGGCAUCCACCUACAAAAAGAUCCUCCAGAGACAUGUGCUGGGACACGAUAAACAGAUACCAAUGCAUCAGGAUCCCUUCCUGCGAAGCAUGGCCCACUGGGUCCUGGAGAACUACAGCAAGGCCUUGGACACACUCUUAGUGCAGAAUACCAGUAACGCAAAGUCAGGGUCCACUGACACUGGUUCCGCGUCCUCAAGUAACGCUGAGGUUUUCAACUUCUACACCUAUCUCUGUACCCACCCACUCCUCCUACGUCGCCAUUUCGGCUCCUCUGACAAGGCCAAAGUCGCCCUGACAGCAGAGGGUCGUAGGGCUGACUCCAUUAGCCUGGAGGAGAGACGACUCUUCUUCACUGCCGCGUACGCUCACCUGCAAGCAGGAUGUCCAAUGCUUGCACUGGAAGUCCUUUCCAAGAUGCCCAAAGUCCGCAAAUGUUCCAUACUCAAUCAGGAGUCUGCCGAGGUCAGCGCUGGGAGUAAGAACGGGCCAUUAUCAGACCAGGAUUGGUCCGAGCCUGCUUUGAAUGGCUACGAGUCAGGCGGGGGAAGUUUGUCUAACAGCCGAUCGGAUUCAGUGUUGAGUUUUGACUGGAGCCAGCCAUCACUCACACAACCAGAUGAGCCUUUGGAGCUAAAGUGGGACAGUGAUAAAGAUGAGGAGGAGGAGGAAAGUAAAACUGUAAGAACUGCAGACAACAGCAGUGCGUUCAACGACACGCAGUACGACAUGUUGCCUCCAAUGGGGGCAGUGGCAACCGAGGAUACUGAAGACAACAGUGACUUCAUCGACCCUUCUGAAGAUGUCUUGGUCGCCCAGCUGAAGUUUACCGCCUGCUUGAAGAUUCUGACCAAUGAGCUGCGGACGCUUUCAACAGGGUACGAACUAGAUGGAGGAAAACUACGUUAUCAGCUGUACCAGUGGCUAGAAAAAGAGGUGGUGACGCUCCAGCACUGUUGCAGUUACAAGCCCUGUCUUCUAGAGGCGUCAACUCUUGAAGAUGCACCUAUCUCUCAGUUGAUGGGGGAUGACCUGGCCGCAAGCCCUUUCAGUGACAUGCAGAGAAGCAGGAGACACUGGCUGAAGAGUAACCAGCCCCUUCUGAGGAUGUUCCUGAGUUACUGUAGCUUGUAUGGCUCCCACGGUGGAGGACUGGCCUCUGUUCGCAUGGAGCUGAUUUUACUGCUUCAAGAAUCUCACCAGGAUAACUGUGGCCCAACAGCUGUGGCGACAUGUUCCCAGCACACCACAAUUCCUCUCUUGAUGGCUUGUACAGCCAAUGUUAAGACGGUGGUGGCCAAUCCUAUUGUUUACCUGACCAACCUCACGCAUGAUAUUCUGCAGACCAUGAACGCGCUCAACUCUCCUCCACAUCCAGAUGUUGUUAAUAACGAGAUAUACGUAAUGCACACCUUGGCUGCCUCCUUGUCUGCUUGUAUAUAUCAGUGUCUAUGUGACGGGCACUAUAGUCACGUGAACAACUUCACAGGAAUGGUGUAUCAGAGUGUUUUGCUCUAUGACAAGCAGCCAGCGAGAACCACCAGCAUGGAUGGCUCCAUUCAGCCAAACACUUCCCCUGCACAGUGGCCAGGUAUCACCUCAAUGAUCCGUCUGUUGAGUUCAGCGGGGGAUGAGAGUCAGCCGGGCUUAUCUGUGCUGCUCUGUGAGAUCCUGACAGCUGUUUACCUUAGCCUCUUUGUUCACGGCAUGGCCACUCAUUCAAGCAACGAGCUCUUUCGCAUCAUGGCCCACCCUCUCAGCAGCAAGCUCUGGGUGACUGUGUUCGGAGGAGGUGCGAGAACCCCUGUCAUUGAGAAAGCCAACAGUCCGGGAAAAACUCCACCGCCAGCUUCACCAGAAACUGACGCCUUUGAGAAGAAGCCCAGAAGGUUUCGACUGCUUUCACGCAGUGGCUCAAAGGAGGAAUCCGAAAAGGAGCCUCCUUCCAGUCCCAAGCCUGCACCUGUAGUGGACCAGGAAGCCACUUCCAUUUUCAAAGAGUUCUUCGUCCCACCAGAACUCAGCAUUUGGGAUUACUUUAUUGCAAAGCCCGUCCUACCACCGUCAGAAAACACAGUUCAGUAUGACUCAGAAGACAGCCAGAGCAGUGAUGAUGAAGAGGAGGGUGAAUAUGAUGAUCUAUUUGACCCCAACUCUCCUCAAAAAGAACAUACCAACUACAAUUCAUACAGUUGGUGUUUAAUGCGCUUGGCAAUGGUUCAGCUGGUACUAGUCAACCUGAAGUCUUUCUACCCGAUGGCAGGAUAUGAUCUAUUGGACCUGCCUGCGGGCUCCCCACUAUGUCACAGUGUUCUGAAGACACUGCAGCGCUGGGAGCAGGUGCUGCAGAAAAGACUAGAAAUCUUUGGAGGCCCCCCCUCCAAGUAUAUCUUCACACAAUCCCAGGAGGAAGCCAUCCCACCAGGCCCUGCCCUCCUCAGACACAAGGCACUCUUUGAACCAUCCAAUACCCCAUUCAGGACAAGCCAUCAUUCAGCGCUCCCUGUCAAGCGCCUUUGGCAGUUUUUGGUAAAGCAGGAUGAAGUGCAGGAGACGUUCAUCAAAAAUAUAUUCACCAAGAAACGUGAUGCCGCCGAGUUGGUUGAGGACCAGACUGAUAUGAAAUGUUCAGGGAUGGACGAGACAGGAAACCAUCAGACUGAGUCAGAUACGGGCUGCCCUGGAGGAAAGGCUCGCAUCAUUCACAAGGAGUCAGAUAUCAUCACGGCCUUUGCCAUCAACAAGGCUAAUCGUAAUUGCUUAGUCAUGGCCUCUACACAUGACAUUCAAGAGUUGGAUGUGUCAUCCAUCUUGGCCACACAGAUCUUGACGUGGAUCGAUGAUGAGGAGGUUGAAGCUAAAGGAGUGGGCACAGAGGACUUCCUGGUGGUCCAUGCACAUGAUGAUUUUGUCAGCCUGCACGGCACUACACCAUACACUCGCAGCAGCCCCGGCACACCCAUCAAUAUGCCGUGGCUUGGAGGCCAUCAGACAGGCCGGGGUGCUUCCGUGAUGAUCAAGAGAAAUAUCAACAAUGUAAGAAGAAUGACCUCUCAUCCCACGCUGCCAUACUACUUGACCGGAGCUCAAGACGGGAGCGUGAGGAUGUUCGAGUGGGGUCACUCCCAGCAGAUUAUUUGUUUCAGAAGUCCAGGCAAUUCCAGGGUGACCAGGAUUCGAUUCAACCAUCAAGGAAAUAAGUUUGGGAUUGUGGACGCUGACGGCGGUUUGAGUCUCUGGCAGACGAACACGACUGGGGCUGCUCCCAAACCCUAUCUGACUCUGCAGUGCCACAACAAGACGGCUCAUGAUUUUGUCUUUGUGGGCUCCUCCUCCCUCAUUGCCACUGCGGGUCUCUCCACGGACAAUCGGAACGUGUGUCUAUGGGACACUCUGGUGACCCCGAUUAACAGCCUUGUACAUGCCUUCUGCUGCCAUGAAUCUGGUGCAACAGUGCUGCUAAUGGCGCCCAGGCAGCAAUUGCUGGUCACAGGCGGGAGAAAGGGCUGGAUCAGCAUCCUGGAGCUUCCUCACAGACACCAGCGCCAGAGCUUCCAGGCCCACGAGUCGCCCAUCAAAGCCCUCGCUGUUGACCCAACCGAGGACUGCUUUAUCAGCGGUUCGGCCGAAGGCAGCCUCAAGGUGUGGAACCUGGCCACGCAGAGUCUGCUCUACUGCUUCCCCAACGAACACGCUCGCCAGUCUAUCUUCCGCAACCUGGGCACGGGCGUCAUGCAAGUGGAGGUGGGGCCGACCAAUCACAUCUACUCUUGCGGCGCCGACGGCACCAUGAAGAUGAGGAUCCUGCCCAACCGCUUCAGCGCCAACAACAGCCGCAGCCACGGCGACCUCAAGAACGACGUCAAGUUCAUCUCGUAGAAUAAGACUGAGAAGAUACUAUAUUUCUGUCUGCCAUUUCGGCGAAUAGCGCCGACGGGAGGUAAGAGCUCCUGAAUCUCCUCCUGGUUACCGCAGAUCGAUUGUAAACUGACCAUAAAAAAAGCACACCGGAUCCAGUCGUACAUUUCCGACAGAAUGCGGGGCUUUUAAAAGCACAUUCGAGGCGAAUCAAACACAGCUCGUGUAAUUUGCGGCAGUUGUAUGUCGGGAACAAGGUGAGAUCUGUGCCUAGAGUAGCUUCAGGGAGGUUAGAGUUAAGACCGGUUGACUCGCCGAGCCCGCGAAAAACCUUGCAACUUUUCCCGCUCGGUGAGCAGCUAGUUAGACUGUCACAUCGAUUUGCACAUGACCAUGAAGUUACAUCUCAAAAUGAAAAGAGGUGUGUUUUCCCUGCAAAUUUACACACUGAUGCCAUUCAGUCACCGACUCUUUGGCAACACCUUUAUUUUCGUUUCACUCUGAACUUUCACACUAAAGCCCAAUAUCUUUUUGUGAGUCGUGUCAGAUGUUAUUAAAGCAGUUCUGAAGAACAUAAGUAACAUGCGAUGUACAGCACAUUAUAUAGAGACCGAUAUAUAUAUAUAUAUAUAUAUAUAUAUUCCUCGCCAAUUGUAUGAAGUGUCCUUAAUAUUUGACUACUGACUAGCUGUAGUGGUCUUUGUACAAAGUUGCACAAACCGUAGCUUUAAUUUAAAAUGGGUGUGUGAGCAACUUUUAACCGUUUAUUUGUACAGAUGUUUUAUUCCGAUAACACCACACUUUCUGAUAUUUCAGUGAAUUAAAAUUGAUUUUUUUGGGGGAUUGUGGUUUUCUCACCAUUCGGUCUUUUAUUUCUGCCGUCAUUCAUCUACACAUGUGAAGGAUUGAGACAUUUUAUGUUGCUCAAGGGACAAAAUGUGUGCUACUUUUAACUUCCCAGAGGAUGACAACAUGGUGUUUUGAAGGUACAAGGCAUGAUGGUGCCACACUGAAAAAACCAAAAGCUAUCGAAUUAUGAGUUUACACUUGAGAACAAUGGCGUGGUGUUGCUGGAUGGAAUAGUCUUAGGUUUUGUGAAAAUAAAGCUGCAAUAUUACAAGAUGUUCUUUUGUAUGAGGGUGAAGUUUAAAUAUUGCAUUUAAUGGACAUGUGUUUGUAUGUGGUGGGGGAAAAAAUGAAAACUUAAUAUUAAUUACAUAAUUGUCUCCUUCUACUUGUAAUUUGGCAAUAAUGUUUCAGGACACAAAUGUCUUAUUACAAAUACAAUCGUUGAUCGGCAUUUUAACCUUAAAAUGAGUUAUUACUAGCGCUACUAUACUAUUACAAUUUCCCCGACAUAAAACUGCAAUAUUUACUGGUAUCAAUGAGAUUUAAAAAAAAAUAUAUAAAACUUAUUUACAUAAAACUGCCACUUCUAAACACAUUUAAACUUUACUCUCAAUGUUACAAAAAAAACCCAUCUUUGCAACAAUUUGUAUUGUGAAAUGAAAACAGUUUAAAUUGGACUCUGUAAAUUUCAAACAAAUUCUCAGUUUCUUCACAUAGAAGCGUGGGUACGCCAUCUUGUUGGACAAUUGUGUAUAAAUCCAUCUCUAUUUGGGAAACGUGUAUUUUUUGCUUUAUUUUUUUUUUCCCCAAAACCUUGACAAAGCAUCUGGGAAAGGGGGUGGAAUGUGAACUCCCCGCACAUUAGGGAGUUAAAUAAGUUUUAUCCGAAGCCAAGCGGUUGCUUCUACACAAGCUGGAGAUUGAAAUAAAUUUUAUCAAAGCAAGUUUUCUUUCCUCAUUCAUAUUUUAUUGAAACAUUUCUAUACAGGUCCGUGAUUUGCUUCCAGGAAAACUUCCCCAAAUCAUUUUUUUUCAAAGAUUAAUGUUGUUACAGAAAAGAAAAAACAUGUCAUUUUAAUUAAGGUCAGGCAAUAGCUAUGGAUCCAUUCAAAGUGAGUAACUGAUUCAGAUUCUAACACCCCAGUCUUAAAGGGACAGACAACACCUAAUAUAAAUAACCGUUUGAAUGAUCAGGCAAAACGGGUAUGAAGUGGGCACGCACUCUAUACUAUAAUUUCUCCGUAAAUUGCGCCAACAUUUACAUAAUGAUAUACAAGUAGUCCCCGGGUUAUGACUAACUCAACUUUAUGAAGCUGGAAUCUUGUUUGCCAUUGUUGCCAGUGUUUUUUUUUUAAGCUGCGUGAAGAGUACCUUAUUUAUAACUUUAUUAACUUGAUGUGUUCUGUCCUCACUAUACGUGAAGUUGUUUCGCUUGACAGACAGCAAACAAGGCAAUUGUGGUUUUUGAAGCUUUUUCCCUUCCUUCACUUUGACAAUUUGUAAAGCUGUAGAACACUUAGGUUUAAAACGACACAUUUUAACGAUAAAACACCUGACCCAAAAAAGUUGGUGUUCAAACCGCCAUCUCGCCUGAUCAAAAUGUAAAUUUAGUAGAUUGCGAACUUUUGCUAGGCAAAUUAGGCUAAUGUAUUUACAAUUUUCAUUGCAAAUCGCUCGCACAUAACUCCACAAACUGUAGCUCUAAACUUAAUUAGAAACGCAUACACGAACAUAUUAGCUGAAAAAACUUAGGUGGGCCAAAUGAGAGGGUAGCUGUCCUAUUUUCGCAGUCGGACAUCUGUGCAUUAAUGGUGUCGCCAUAUUGAAGAGGGGGGGCAAAACACGAGUCAGCAGUUGCUCUGUCGUGCAUUGUAGUACAAACGCGUUGAACUUUUGUCUUAUUUGCGGUCUUUUUUCCUUUGGAAUGACUAAAAGUUGCCCUGUUGCGGGUUGUAACACAACUCGUGAGAAGAAAAGGACAAGCAAAUGGCUGAAAGCAAUCAAUCAAAGAACAGUAAGAGAAGACAGUUCUGUGGACCAUUCUCGCCAGUCGGAACCUAAAUCCAGGCACAUUUACAUUUGCAGCCAACAUUUUAUUACGAGUGAGCAAACUUUAAUCGAUUUUUUUUGCCCCAAUUAGCUGCUAGGAUUCAAUAGACUAGGCAGUGGGUAUUAUUACCGUAACCGACAACUCGCAAAGCGUUAUUUUUCUUUUGCCGUGAACUGCUCUGAUUGGUCAAUCGGUAUAUUAUUGGCCUGGUGGGAAGUGGUGAUUUUGCCGUGACGUGACUCAUGCACUGCAUUCUUGCCUCGUGACACCCCAUUUAGUUCUACGACCACGCUUCACGGCUAAAUAACGCUUGGAGGCGAAUUACUGGUUACGGCAGAAAUAAUCAUCCAUUUAUUUUCAUUUGUUUAAAAACAAAAAAUGCCAAGAAUUGAUAAAGUUCAACUUACUGGGCGACUUUAUGAGGUAGUUGUAGAUAUUUCCGAACUCCACUGCAGGCCAUUCCUUUGGAUUGUUUAUCCAGCUAUCAGCUGCGACUUUGUAUGGGCAGAUUUGCAAGCCACUACACGCUAAUCUUAAAUUGUAUCGCCUCUUCGCGUCUGUCGGCAGUGACUCGUGAUAAGUCAUUUUUAAGACGUUU